This is a messenger RNA of Phytophthora sojae, 1716 nucleotides long. RefSeq lists its product as hypothetical. The annotation marks the transcript as partial. Lineage: Eukaryota; Oomycota; Peronosporomycetes; Peronosporales; Peronosporaceae. The record is from RefSeq and is a predicted model, not a curated record. The transcript has a single exon.
AGUGCAGCGUAUCUGAAGACUUUGGCGAGAAUCGCGGCCUUAGACGACAGACUGGGGAAGGAUAAACCGGGAGUUGACAUCAACAUCCCUGUACGGAUCAUCUUCUCGCCCGGUCUCGCACAUAUCGCGAGGUGUGCUGGAGGGGACUUGAAAGUCCUCAUGGACAUUCGGACAGCCGAGCGGACGAUCCGAAAGCAGUGGAAAGCGUACAGCGACGACGAUGUAUUGAGUCCUGGGGCCUUACGCUGCACCUUUGAGCUCAGUCCAAUGGUAGCCGACUUCGACGAGUGGGCGGUCACGUCCAAGACGACGGAGGCGAUGGAGAGUCUGGCGCUGGGUGACGUGUGGUUCUCCCAGUUGUCGCUUGCAGCCGAGCUGGGGCCUGAACUCGAGAAGGACGAGCUCCAAUCGAGAAAAACGCUGGGGAAGCUCAUGACUCGCGUCCUCAACCUGGGGAAUCGCAGUCGAGAGCGAAGUCUCGGCGCGUUGGGGCUGUUCAUCAAUGCGGCGCUGAAACCUGGCGACUUCGAGGCCAUGUGCUCGGCGAUUGCUCUUAACCAAAUGACCAAGAACUUGUCGCUGGGCAUGUGGAUGGACACGCAUAGGUGGAAGUGGCUGGCGUACUCACUCUUCUCUAAACGAGCUCGCGCGUGCUCAGCGCUGCAGUCGCUCGCGCUGCUUUCGAUCCACAACAUGCGCAUCGCUGAAAUGAAGGAGUUCGCAGCCAUUUUGGCCUCCGAGUAUCCAGAAGAAGAGCUCUUCGACUGCCCUCGCGGUGCAGUGGAAGGAAGGGAAGCAACAUUGAAGCGUGGUGCUCCGAUUCGAUGGCAGUUCCACGACAAAGGCGAGGCUGCUUUGACUGCGCGUGCGAUGGUUCUUGAUAGUUCAAUCCCCUCGGUACGGACGUUCAGCGACGAUGGAGAAAGCGCUUGGGUGAACGUUCUGGUCCCUGGCUAUGGACGAUGCCAAGUCCAGCGUGGCGAUUUAGAGUUUCAAGAAGACAACCAAGACCAAAGUACUCAAACCACAGAGUUAACGUCGCUCACACUCGGAUUCAGCGCGUGUUGUGCGGGGACUUCCAGCGGUCUGCCAGUGUUUCUCCGAGCUGUCGGGUCUACCUUGAAGCGCUUGACGCUGAAUGGGCCCCGAGUGGACAUUGACGAGAACUGGAUCCUCGAAAGCUGCCCCAACAUCGAAGAGCUGUCGACCUGUGGGGGGUUGGUGGAUGCUCGACUCAAUUUCUGCGGGUAUCGCGCAAGCAACGAACCAUUCCCGGAGUUGAAUUGCUAUUGGGACGACGUCGCAGCUCUCGCGAGUGACCUUCAAGACCCGAGCAACCCGCUAUCGAACUGCGUCCACCGCUUGCGAGUCCGCCUGAACUUCAUCGACGGCGCGCGCCGCUUGAAAGCCGCAGCGAAAGCGCUACUUCAGAUGCUGCGGAGGAACAAGUCGUUGGAGUUCCUCGAGGUAGUCGUGCAGCCCAAAUAUGACGGCUACUUCGCGGAAUUCAGAAGGCACCACCGACAGCCGAUCGGCCGCGCACUGAAGCCGCUUCCGAGGGAGGGCAAAGCGGCGUUCAUCAGUGUGUUGUCUCGUCAACAAGCGACCAAGACGCAGGAGGAAUUACGGAAACCUGGCAUUGGACAACUCAACCACGUCGUGAAAAACAUUUUCGCAUUUGCCGCGGAUCCUGUGCUGAGAGAAGUGUACUUCCGC